AUGCUCCCCAAGAAGAGCAGGCUUCUGUCGCCGCCCCUGAGAAUGUGGAAGCACCAAAGGUCGAGAAACCAGAGAGAAAACGAACUGGAGGAUAAAGCUGAUGCCCCUACGACAACACAGCCCGAGGAGCCUGAAACGACAAUUGCCGAAACCGAGAAGCCAACCAACGAGGAGGCUGCACCUCCUAUCGAGGAACCCACCGAGCCAGAGGUCACCCCUUCAACAGAGGCACCAGCACAGCCAGACUUCGCUUCUCCCGAAAUCGAGGCUGGCAUGUCAGCCAAGGAGAAGCGCAAAGCAAAGAAGGAUAAGAAGAAGCGCCAGUCCAAGAACCUCGAAGUCGACAACGCCACGACCGAUGAUACCGCCGUCCCCGCCGAUGACAAAACCGUCCCUCCCGAGGACACAUGGGAUUCUUCUAUACCCGUGACGGCAACCUCGCCUGCGGAGCAUGACGGUAAAGACCAUCAGUCCCACGACAUAGAAACGCCCGACGCCCCGGCAAAUGAUUUAGCUCCGACUGAUGAAUUCGUGUUUACGCAGGUAGAGCAGCCAGAGAUAGAGAGUCUCGGCGGAGCGAGAUGUGCAGCAAGAGGGGAGGCUCCAGCCACCGAAGACGCCGAGGCAUCGAAUGUGGCCGAAGACCAAGUUAUUGAUGAAGUGGAGAAGGAGGAUACAGAGAAGCAGGAUCAGGUUGUUGAUGAAAUUGUUGCUGAUAUUGUGCCUGUGGAAGAGGAGACUACAGCAGAGGAGGUUGUUGAGCCUGUGAUCGUGGAAGAAGAGUCCACGACAAAGGAGGAAGAUGUUACUGAAAAGGCUAUCGUCGAGGAACCUCCUGUCAAGGAGUCUACUGAGACCGCGCCGGAAGCCAGUGCCCCCGCCGAACAAGAGCUGCCUGUAGAGGAACCUCUCCAGCCAGCAUUGUCCAAGAAAGAUAAGAAAAAGAAUAAAAAGAAGAAGAAGCAGCAGCAGGGGGAGGUGGAAAGUGAAGAAACCCCUGUUGCAGAGCCCGAGAAAGUGCUCGAAGAGAAGACCGAACACACGGAAGCCGAGCCCGCCAUCGUCGAAGAAACCCAGGACAAGUCGAUCCCUGAGCCUGAGGUCGAACCAAUUACAGAGCAGGAGGAGUCUAUGGCCGUGGAAGAGCCUGCGCAGUCGACAGAAGAAGUGGUUGAGCCUUCUGCACCUCAGCCACUCCAAGAGGUGGAAUCUCCCACGGAGGUCAAACCAGCUGAAGAAGAGCCUGCUCCUGCUCCUGAGCCUGAGGCGGUGGAAGAAACACCAAUGCCAAAGAAAAUGAGCAAGAAAGAGAAGAAGAAGGCUGCCGCCGCUGCUGCUGCUGCCGCCGCCGCAGAGGAGGAAAAGACCGCGGAGGAAGUCUUGCCCGAGGCAGUUGAAGAGCCUGCUGCUAUUACGCAAGAUAUCGAUGUUCCCGCCACUACUCAACAAGAAGAACAAUCCCCUCUCGAUACGAUUAAGCCUGAGUCCCAGCCUUCCGACUUAACCGCUGAUGUGCCAAAGGAUAUCGACGAGCCUCUGGUCGAGGAACGGCCGCCUGCUAUCGAAGAAGCUGGCGAAGAGCAGCCUGCUACUGAGGUGUCCUCCACCGAGACUAACACUGAGGAGCCCGAACCUGCCCUUGAUUCGACCAUGGACGAUGCGGUCGAUGCUCCCUCCACAAAUCUUCCUGUUGACGAGACGCCUGUCGAAGAGACUCCUGUCGAACAGACCCCGGUUGAAGAGACACCUGUUGGAGAGACUCCGGUUGAAGAGACUCCGGUUAAAGAGACUCUUGUUGAAGAGACUCCCGUUCAAGAGACUCCCGUUGAAGAGACUCCCAGUGGAGAAACUCCUAUCGAACCGGUAGUGGAGCCUGAGACAGAGUGGCCAACAGCAACGAAGAAAAUGAGCAAGAAGGAGAAGAAGAAGGCUGCUGCUGCUGCCGCUGCCGCCGCCGCCGCCCUUGAAAGUGAACAGUCUGUCGAGCCCAAGCCAGAGCCCACCGUGGAUGAACCAUCCGCGCCCUCUGAAGAAGCACUCGAUGUUUCAAGAGAAGUGACCGCUCUGGAAGACAAUCAACCCGAAGUUGAGCAGCAGGUUGAAUCCCCAUCAGUGGAGUCGACCGAAAAGGAAGUCAUCGAGCCGCCGACACAGGAGACAGAUGAGACUGCCGAACCAAUUGUCGAAGAGCCUGAGCAGCCUGAAGCACAAGCCAAUACUUCCGAGAAGGAAGUACAGUCUGAGCUUGCAAUAGAAGAACCAUCCGCUGAACCUAUCACUCGCAAGUUGUCAAAGAAGGACAAGAAGAAGGCCAAGAAGCUGGCAAAGGCAGAGCCUUCCGAUUUGGCUGCCACUCCCACUGAGGAGCUCCCAAAGGAAGAUGCACCCGCAGGUGCUGUUAAUGAAGAUGUCUCCGCAAACUUUGCAGAGACUAGCAUCGAAAUGGCUCCCGAGGUCGUUCCAGACUCAGAGCUUGUCCGCGAGCUACAGAUUGCGGUGACACCUGAGGUCCAACCCGAGCAACAUGACAUCCCCGCUGCCAUUGAGCCAGAGAACCUAGAGGUCUCCGAGCAAGCCGAAGAUAAGGAUGAAGAACUUCCUGUCGAGCAAAUUGAUGAAACUACGAUCCAUCAAACCCCUUCUCCCGAAGAGCAAGAACAGAAAAAAGAGGAGGAAGAGACCAAGUUCCAAAGCCAGGCUCUUGAGAAGGCAGCAGACCUCGAAGUGGCUGGGCUCGAAGACCGACUACCAGAGCCAGAAUCCGCCGCUCCUCUUUCUAAGAAGCUCUCCAAAAAGGAAAAGCGCAAGUCCAAGAAGAAUGAAGCAGUCGAAGAACCGGUUGAAGAAAGCCAAGAGCAAUCUAUCUCAGAGGUACCCUUUACCGAGUCGAAAGAAGAAGAAUUGCCUACAACUAUGCCUACGCCUUUACCCGAAGUCGAGCCUACAGUUGAGCCGGAGCCGGAGCUUCAAAAUGAACCACAACUUGAAUCCGAGUCAACGAGGGAGAUCCAGUCUGAGCCAGAGGUGUCCAAGGAGAUCGAGCCUGCAAUCGAAACUCCUGCUGCUGAGACAGAGACUGCCGCAGAGGCCACCCUAGUCGAGUCAGUCGAGCCAGUCACAGAAACACCACUCUCAAGCAAGGCUUCAAAGAAGAAAUCAAAGAAGGCCAAGAAAGCAGCCCAAGCGUUAGAGGAAGCAUCUCCCGUCAAGAUCACCGAAGAAUAUUCUGCCGCCACUCCAGCCCAGGAAGAAUCUAGCCGCGACCUUGAGCUUUCCGAAUCGACUCCUCAAGAGAAGAAACCCGGUGAUGACGAAUUCCCCACGAUCGAGUGGGAACAUGGCCACUCUCCCAAGCCCGAGACAUUCGAGGCACAGUCACCCGAGUUCCACGUCAAGAUCCCUGAACCGGUCCCCCAGACUAUCGAGGAGUAUGAUGAGUCUGCAAUCCCUGUCGCUCUGCAAGAGGCCAAGGAGCAGUCCCAAGAGGCGACCGAGGAAGAAGCCUGGGCUGCCCCAUUGAGCAAAAAGGACAAGAAAAAAGCUAAGAAAAACAAGAGAAAGUCCGAACAAGCAAGCCUUGCUGAGCCUGAGGCGGAAGAGCCCCUGCACAAGAGAGUCGAACUGGCAACUGAAUUCCCCGAGCCACCGCUUGACACUGUGAUCUCCAAAGAGAUCGAAACGCAACCACCUGCGAGAACUACGACUCCCGGUGGCUCCAAGAUUGCUAAUCUCUUUCCUGGCCUCGAGCGAGGCGGGUUUAAACGAUCGGCUCUGGACAACAAGACCCCGUCGCUAAAAGAUAGUGCUGAGGAAGAGACUGAAGUGGACAUGGAAGCGAAUCGCGAUAUCGUGAUCCCCGUCUCGGAAGCACCCCAAGCGACCCUCGAAUCCAGAGAGAUUACUGAGAGCAGUCGUGAACUGCCCAUUCCCGAUGAAAAAGCACUGGUCGAAGAGCCAGAGCCAGAGCCAGAGCUUCCAGUUCACGAUGAGCGGCCCAUGCAGUCUGCCUCUAAGGAGCGAUCCUCACUGUUAUUCGACUCGUCUCCAUCUACACGUACGGAGGAUGCAUCUACACCCCGGCGUCUAUUGCCAUCUCAGAUGGAAGUCCCCGAUCUAUCCCCUUCCCCCUCUGGAUUACGCCGAACACCCUCAGUGAUCCACGGGCGUCAUCAGCAAACGCCACGAACAUGGACCCUUGACGAGGAGUCUAUCCCAGCUACCAGUGGCCCAUCACCACCUCGUUCCCUCUUUGGAGGACCUUUUGGAGAUCAUGAUACUCUAUCGCGACCCCGGACUCCGCUCGAUCCCAUUGCGGAGCAAGAACCAGCGGAUUGGGGGAAAGCGACCAUGGCUCGCUCCGGGACGCCCCGUCUGGAGAUCAAACCCGAGCAUGUUCUUCCACGACCAGUGACUCCAGUGAGAAAAUUCACUGACAAUGCGAUCGCACGCGAGAGGUGGCCCACGCCUGAAAAUGAAGAGAAAAUUCGCAGUCAGGACAGCCUUAAGAGUGGAAGUGGAUCAGGAUCAGGAUCAGGCCUGUCACCAUUAAAAACUCCGGAGCAGGGGAUGCCAGUGCUCAAACCCAGUGGUAGCAAGGGGAAGCUUCGUCGCAUGAAUCGUAGCACGAGCAGCGAUCUGCGGGCGGCUAGUCGGGCUUUAGACGAGGACGAGGACGAGUCAGAGUCUCAGCUGCAGUCCCAGCCCCAGUCAUCCCAGCCUCCACCCAAUCUCGAUCUCGAUCAACUUCCUUCUUCUUCAUCCUACGACCCCGUCAAUGACAAGGGCAAACGCCCCCUGCGAAACAUGGAUGUCUAUGUAAGUUUUGGACUCUCACCCAUUGUUUAUGCAAAUAUUCCUUUGUUUGUUUACUGA
Molecule: messenger RNA, 4872 nt
Organism: Penicillium manginii
Lineage: Eukaryota; Fungi; Ascomycota; Eurotiomycetes; Eurotiales; Aspergillaceae
Exons: 2
Coding region: 1-4872 (1623 amino acids)
Source: RefSeq, a predicted model, not a curated record